Rhincodon typus (whale shark) is the source of this 3746-nucleotide messenger RNA. It is a transcript of the gene fbxw5, whose product is annotated as F-box and WD repeat domain containing 5. Bases 198 to 1937 code for a protein of 579 amino acids. Lineage: Eukaryota; Metazoa; Chordata; Chondrichthyes; Orectolobiformes; Rhincodontidae. Gene Ontology annotation, molecular function: protein binding. Gene Ontology annotation, biological process: protein ubiquitination. The record is from RefSeq and is a predicted model, not a curated record. Gene Ontology annotation, cellular component: SCF ubiquitin ligase complex; Cul4-RING E3 ubiquitin ligase complex. The transcript has 9 exons.
CCGGGUCAGACACUCUUGUCAAACGGAGAAUCCACGCGCCCGCAAUUUGAAUCAUUGAUCGUGCGGUGAUCGGCUGAACAUCCUGUGAGCUUCAGCUCGGCGCUCAGCCCAACAACAACAACAAGAGCAGGCCGCAGUAAAGGCCUAGGGUCAGAGAGAAGAGAAAAUACAAGUGCCCAUGAGCUCAGAAUGAUAGGAUGGAAGGAGGGGGGCUCCCCCAGCUGCCAGACACUGUUCUCCUUGAGGUCUUCCUGAAGCUGGAACAUCAAGACGUCCUUGCAGCUGGCACUACAUGCAGACAGUGGUACGGAGUGUCCCGUGAUGAAUUUCUCUGGAAGGACCUCUUUUAUCGUUACUACAAUGUGAAUCGCUCAGUGCCUCGCCACCCAGCUGCAGUUUCAUGGUUGGGUGAAUUUCAGAGACUGUACGACACAAUUCCAUGUGUGGAAGUGGAGACCUUGAAGGAACAUCGUGACCAAGUCUUACAUGUUAGCUUCUCUCAUAAUGGCUACUUAUUUGGAUCCUGUUCCAAGGACUGUUUUGUCAAGGUGUGGAGCAAUGAUUUGGAGAUUUCCGUGUUGCACAGCGCUAACAUGCGCCCCUACAAUUGGAGCUAUACCCAGUUCUCCCAGUUCAAUGCUGAGGAUACCCUCCUCCUCGUCUCUGGCGUCUACAUUGGGCCUCACAGCUCAUCGUCUGGUGAAAUUGCAGUCUUCAGUCUAGAUGACUUCACCUUGCUGUCCAGAGUGAGGAAUAAACCCUACGAUGUCUUUGGUUGUUGGUUAAAUGAAACACAUCUGAUCUCUGGGAACCUACACUGGAUUGGGAAUAUGACGUCUUGCUCAGUGUUAUGGUUAAACAAGGCCUACCAGGAUAUCGAAUCAGAGAAUAUAAAUGUGGUGAAGAGGCUGUUCCAGCUGCAGAAUCUGAAUGCCAGCACCAUUCGCACGGUCAUGGUGGCAGACUGCAGUCGACACGACACUCCCGACCUGCUGCUGGGCUCCGAGGGGCAACCGUGUGACCCAACUCCUCGAGUGUUCGACCUGGGCAGUGACAGUGAGGAUGAGGUUUGCAGCAGAGCAAAGUGCAGGACUGAGAGCCCAGGAGAGGUGACGGUCAGCAGCCAGGAUGACGGACAGAGAGAGGGGAAUGUAUUCUCCAAUGGGGAGCAGCCCCUGAUGGAUGAGAAACAAAUUGAAGCAAGGGUGGCAGAACUUUUUCUACAAGCUAAAAAAAAGCCAGCAGACAUGACCCUCCUGUCUGAACAGCAGACAAAUCCAGACAAAAAGUACUUGAUCUUCACCACAGGAAGCCUUACAUAUACUCCCCAUCAAAUAGGUAUUAAACAAAUUCUGCCUCAACAUAUGACGACAUCAGGACCUGUAUUAGGGGAAGAACGAAGCUCCAAUGAGUUCUUUGAUGCAUUGGACUACACAAUCGAUGUCCAUGGUCACAUUAUAGGCAUGGGUCUGUCUCCAGAUCACAGGUAUUUAUAUGUGAACAGUCGAGCCUGGCCCAAGGGCUGUAUCAUCAGUGAUCCCAUGAACCCCCCACCCAUCGCCGAGGAGAUUGAUAUCCAUGUGUUUGACUUGAAGACAAUGCGGGAAGUCACUCAGACUCUAAGGGCACACACAGCCUACACACCCAAUGAUGAGUGCUUCUUCAUCUUCCUGGAUGUUAGCAGAGAUUAUGUCGCCAGUGGUGCUGAGGACCGGCAUGGCUACAUCUGGGACCGGCACUACAAUAUCUGCUUGGCCAAGCUCCAGCACGAGGAUGUGGUGAACUCUGUGGCCUUCAGUCCCAUGGACCAGGAGAUGUUGAUCACAGCCAGUGAUGACUGCACUUUGAAGGUCUGGCGCUCACCCCGCAUCCUGCGCAUCGUCAGCAACAAACCCAAUCGCAAGAAACUCUCCUUCUUCUGGCUGAGUAAGAAGUGACUCUGGCAGACAUUGAGUGGCUGUGUAUCAACUCAGUCUGUUCAGUAUUGAAAUUCCUGCCUUCAGGAAACGGGCAAGUGGAGGGGAAAAUGUUAAAUCAAACAUGCAUUUAUUUGGCUGUGAGCAUCCUCCUUGUCCCUCUCUGUUUGUUGGGUAUUUCCUCAUGUUUGGGUGAUAUGACACAGAUUGGCCUCCGGCCUCCAGUUACUUGUUUGAUGAGUUGACUCAGCCUCACAGAGUUGUGCCACCAAUUCAGUGAGUGUACCUAUCAGCUGCUUGAACCCUCAUCCAACACUGAGCUAAAUGUUCACCUCAUGCACUGUCACAGACAACACAACAACCCCGACUUCUUGGGCUGGGGCUUCUUCCUUAGGGCUACAACUCUGCUUUAAAAAUUGACUUUGCCUUGUUGUAAUUCUAAUGUAAAACGUAAAAUAAAAAUCUUUAUAUUCUCUACCCCCAAAUCGAUUCAGGAAGACAUGUUAUCACAUGUUCUAAAGUUGCUGUUACAAUGUUGAAAGCAUUGGGCUGGUUACUGAAUCCUCGUCUGUUUAUUUGCCUGUCACAGCCCAGUUUCCUACUUAGAGAGUUCAUUGAUACAGACAGUAACAGUUCACUGUACUGCCCUCCUGUAUUGCACGAGAAUGACUGCGAUACUGAUCUAGCAAGUUAAAGAUCAAACCAGAGCAAAGUAGCAAAAUCCUUAACCUCAGUCUAAUUGAGGUCACAUCUGACAAUUCAAGAUUUUUAAACAAUGCAGAUUCUCAAAUUGCCAAUGAAAAUUUAAUUUCAGUAGAUUCUACCCUGAGAUCUGUGGCUGUUCAUUCAUUAAGUAUAUCCAACGCUUAAUUUUUUUUUCCAGAGUCCAAUACCUAUCAAUCUAAGGACAAGGUGACAGUGAGCUUAGGUCAAAGUUCAGCCAGGCCAAGAAGGAUCAAGGGGCUAAAUGGUCUUCUCCUUUCUGUAAUGUUAGAAGUGACCAUGAAGCUGUUAGAUUGUUAUUAAAAAGAACAACUAGGAGGAAAACCUAACAUCCUUGUCCAGUCUGGCCUUUGUCUGACUAGUUCCUAAGGUGUUAGUCACACAUCAAAAAUAAAUAAACCAGGAUAGCCAAUGGCGGACACACUGAUCCUAAGAAUAAACUUUAACAAUCUCACCGCAGUAAAUUCUAAGCAAGAACUAAAAUUAAAACAUUAAAAGCUGUUGAAUUGAUUAUAUUGAUUCCUUAUCUAUAAGCAGUCACCUUCUCCAGGUAAGUGGAGAUGAUUCUUAAAUGACAGCAACACUUAUGCCUAAUGUCACUGUCCUGAAUAUCUUUCAGUAUUAACACUGCACUAAACCCACCAACUAUUUUUAAAAGUUAACUAUUGCUGCUGGAGUGGUAAAAGGGAACAGGAAGCCUGGACAAUUUCCGAUCAUAGACCAAACCUCAUCCGUUGGUCUGUUAAGCAAAAGGAAGAUGUUCGGAUGAAAUAGCAGAAGUUACUACUACUCCAUUUUAAUCAACCUUCUCUUACAGAGUGCACCAAUAUUUCCCUACCAUAGGACUAUGCCUGAUGAGACAAAAUUGUGGGCAAUUACACUUCUCUCUGUCAUGAGCCGUUGAAAGUGGGGAAAUUCCAGUUUAACUUCCUGUUACCUCAAGGAGCACCUGAAAAUUCUCAGUGACUGUUGUCCUAGCCUAUACUUAAAACUCCAACCAUUAGCCCAAAAAAAAAUCAUUGACUAAGGUUCUUGGUCCCAGCCACCGGUUGCAUGUAGCACAAUAUUCUGUAUGAAAUGAAAAAUAAAUACUUGCAUAGUUAAAAA